GUUAUCAUGUCCCGUAAUUACCGUGGAAAUAUUGAUUUAUCAGUCAUCGAUCAUUUUAUGCCACUUUUGAUGGAACGAGAAGAUGAAGGCCAAAUUUCACCUGUUAUUAGCAAGAAUGAUGUCAGUUAUGUUUAUGUGAAGCAUAUGAAUAUUUUUCUGGUAUCGAUAGCCAAAAAAAAUAUCAAUGUCGCAAUGAUUAUGUCUUUUUUAUACAAAUGUAUCGAAGUGUUCAGCGAGUAUUUCAAAGACUUUGAAGAGGAAUCUGUCAGAGAUAAUUUUGUCGUUAUAUAUGAACUGCUUGAUGAAAUGAUGGAUUUCGGUUAUCCGCAAACAACAGAAGGGCGAAUUUUGCAAGAAUAUAUAACUCAAGAAAGAUAUAUGCUGGACAUAACACCUCGUCCACCGAUGGCAGUUACAAAUGCUGUAUCAUGGCGCUCCGAAGGCCUAAAAUAUAGGAAGAACGAAGUGUUUCUAGAUGUUAUAGAAUCGCUAAAUAUGCUGGCAAAUUCUUCUGGAACCGUUUUACGAAGUGAAAUAAUUGGAACCAUUCGAAUGCGUGUCUUAUUAUCAGGAAUGCCUGAAUUGAGAUUGGGUCUGAAUGAUAAAGUUCUUUUUCAGGCUUGUUCUCGUGGCAGAGGAAGAGCUGUGGAAUUGGAAGAUGUUAAAUUUCAUCAGUGCGUUCGGCUAUCGCGGUUUGAAAAUGAUCGGACGAUUAGUUUCGUACCACCUGAUGGCGAAUUUGAAUUAAUGAGCUAUCGAUUAACCACAGCAGUUAAACCUCUUAUUUGGGUGGAAGCUUGCAUGGAAAAAUAUGCGCAUUCUCGCGUUGAAUAUAUGGUGAAGGCAAAAUCGCAAUUCAAACGUCAGUCUAUCGCAAACCAUGUAGAAGUUGUUAUUCCUGUACCAAGCGAUGCUGAUUCUCCCAAAUUUAAAACCUCUGUAGGCUCAGUAAAAUACGUACCAGAAUUAAGUGCAUUUAUAUGGAUGAUACGUAGUUUCCCAGGUGGACGAGAAUAUCUUAUGCGGGCUCAUUUUAGUCUUCCAUCUGUAGCGAGUGAAGAGGUUGAAGGUCGACCACCUAUUUCUGUAAAGUUUGAAAUCCCUUAUUUCACUACUAGCGGUCUUCAAGUGAGGUAUCUAAAAAUUAUCGAGAAAAGUGGCUAUCAGGCUUUGCCAUGGGUUCGCUAUGUUACUCAGAACGGUGAUUACCAAUUAAGAAUGCAAUGA
This is a messenger RNA of Dracunculus medinensis (Guinea worm), 1227 nucleotides long. NCBI's taxonomy places the organism in Eukaryota, Metazoa, Nematoda, Chromadorea, Rhabditida, Dracunculidae. The record is from the annotation of a GenBank genome assembly.